Eupeodes corollae is the source of this 1264-nucleotide messenger RNA. Its product is annotated as 2-Hydroxyacid oxidase 1-like. The transcript is spliced from 4 exons. Bases 86 to 1183 code for a protein of 365 amino acids. NCBI's taxonomy places the organism in Eukaryota, Metazoa, Arthropoda, Insecta, Diptera, Syrphidae. Gene Ontology annotation, molecular function: oxidoreductase activity; FMN binding. The record is from RefSeq and is a predicted model, not a curated record.
AUUCCACGCGCACUAUUCCCGAAGUCUUGAUUCAGUUCAGUGUUAUAAUUUAUUUUCGCUUAAACUCUGCUGAUACGGGUACAAUAUGGAAUUUGUUUGCAUCGCCGAUUUCGAAAAGAAAGCCCAAACAGUUCUUGAGAAGAAAGCCUUGGAUUAUUAUCGUUCUGGAGCUGGUGAUCAAUAUACUUUAAAUCGAACCAGAGAUGCUUUUCGAAAAUUACGUAUUCGUCCGAGAUUUUUACGAAAUGUCUCUAAAUUAAAUACUGCUACGACAAUCUUGGGAUGUCAAGUUAAGUGGCCUGUCGGAAUUGCACCUACUGCAAUGCAACGUAUGGCACAUCCAGAUGGAGAAAUUGCCAAUGCUCGUGCAGCAGGUCUAGCAGGAAGUGUAUUUAUUUUGAGCACAUUAUCAACGACAUCUAUUGAGGAACUUGCUAAAGGAGCACCGAAUACUGAUAAAUGGUUUCAGCUCUAUGUCUACAAAGACAGAUCUCUUACUGAGAGCCUGGUACGGAGAGCUGAAAAGGCCAACUUCAAGGCAUUAGUUCUUACAAUCGACGCUCCAUUGUUCGGCCAAAGACGUUCUGAUAUUCGCAAUAAAUUCGGAUUACCUCCUCAUUUACAGUUGGGUAAUUUCUCAGAAGCUGAAACACAAGACGUCAAAAGCUCUGGUAAAGGUUCAGGUAUCAAUGAAUAUGUGAUGAGUCAAUUUGAUCCAGAACUCACAUGGAAAGACGUAGAAUGGCUCGUGAAAAUUUCAAAGCUUCCUGUGAUUGUUAAAGGAGUUCUCACCCACGAAGAUGCGGUAUUGGCUAGGGAAUUUGGUUGCAAGGGUAUCAUUGUAUCGAACCAUGGAGCAAGACAGCUAGAUUCAGUACCAGCUUCAAUAGAAGCUCUACCAGAAAUAGUCAGGGCUGUUGGAAAUGAUUUGGUAGUAAUGAUGGAUGGUGGAAUAAUGGAAGGUAAUGAUGUGCUAAAGGCUUUGGCAUUAGGUGCCAAGAUGGUGUUUAUUGGACGAGCUGCUUUAUGGGGUCUAGCUUGUGGUGGACAAAAGGGAGUCGAGGAUUUGCUUGCUAUUCUUAAGAAAGAUUUCGAAGUUGCUAUGAGUCUUUCAGGUUGUGUGGACCUAGAAAGCAUUCGUCCGAAUUUAAUAGUUCAUGAAUCACAUUAUUCUAAGUUGUAAUUUAUGUAUGUUCAUAUAAUUUUUAUCUAGAGGGAGUUUAUUUAAUAAAAUACAAAAUAAAAACUAUAAAAAUUCAUAUAA